This is a messenger RNA of Podarcis raffonei (Aeolian wall lizard), 2082 nucleotides long. RefSeq names its product peroxisome proliferator activated receptor alpha (gene PPARA). NCBI's taxonomy places the organism in Eukaryota, Metazoa, Chordata, Lepidosauria, Squamata, Lacertidae. Gene Ontology annotation, molecular function: nuclear receptor activity; RNA polymerase II cis-regulatory region sequence-specific DNA binding; zinc ion binding. The transcript is spliced from 8 exons. Gene Ontology annotation, cellular component: nucleus. The record is from RefSeq and is a predicted model, not a curated record. Gene Ontology annotation, biological process: hormone-mediated signaling pathway; positive regulation of transcription by RNA polymerase II; negative regulation of transcription by RNA polymerase II. The coding region runs from base 218 to 1654 and encodes 478 amino acids.
GAAGCUCCUCGUCCCGGCCGCGUUUCCAGGCGGAGGGAAUCCGCGCGGCUUGAAGUUCUGCCUGUCAGUUUUGCUCCAUGUGAAAACACUAGAAAUCCAGAAUUCAUGGUGAAUCUAACAACAAGCAAGUCUGCCAAGAAAAUGGAAGGGAAACAUAUUAUGGAUACAGUUUUUGUUUCUAGUUUUCCAAGAAUCUGUUGUAAAUGACGCCUAAUAAAUGCUGAGCGACAUACUUUGCUUCACCGAAAUGGUGGACACAGAAAGCCAGCUUUGCCCCCUCCUUCCCUUAAAGGAUGAGGAUCUUGGUAGUCCUUUAUCUGAAGAAUUCUUACAAGAUAUGGAUUCCAUACAAGAGCUCUCACAAUCUAUAAGUGGGGAUAGUUCAGGAGCAUUAAGUGUAACAGACUUCCAGUCACUGGGAAAUGGAGCUGGGUCUGAUGGAUCAAUCAUCACAGACUCUCUCUCGCCAGCAUCCAGUCCCUCGUCUGUGAAUUUUUCCACAGUUUCGGGUAGCAAAGAUGAACUGCCAAGUGCAUCGUUAAAUAUUGAAUGUAGAAUAUGUGGAGAUAAAGCUUCAGGCUACCAUUAUGGAGUCCAUGCUUGUGAAGGUUGUAAGGGCUUUUUUAGGCGAACAAUCAGACUAAAACUUAUAUACGACAAGUGUGAUCGCAACUGCAAAAUUCAGAAAAAGAAUCGAAAUAAAUGUCAGUACUGCCGUUUUCAAAAGUGCCUUUCAGUUGGAAUGUCUCAUAAUGCGAUUCGAUUUGGACGGAUGCCAAGGUCAGAGAAGGCAAAGUUGAAAGCUGAAAUUCUAACAGGUGAUCAUUGUAUAGAAAAUUCUGAAAUCGCAGAUCUUAAAUCACUCGCCAAGAGAAUUUAUGAAGCGUAUUUGAAAAACUUUAAUAUGAACAAGGUCAAAGCCAGACUCAUACUUGCAGGAAAAACCAGCAACAAUCCACCAUUUGUUAUACAUGAUAUGGAUACAUUGUGUAUGGCAGAGAAGACACUGGUGGCAAAACUGGUAGCCAAUGGAAUACAAAACAAGGAGGCAGAAGUUCGAAUUUUCCACUGCUGCCAAUGUACUUCCGUCGAAGCUGUAACAGAACUUACAGAAUUUGCCAAAUCCAUCCCUGGCUUCUCUAACCUAGACUUGAAUGACCAGGUGACGCUAUUAAAAUACGGAGUUUAUGAAGCCAUUUUUGCCACAUUAGCCUCUGUAAUGAACAAAGAUGGAAUGCUAGUAGCCUACGGAAAUGGUUUUAUAACUCGAGAAUUCCUCAAAAGUUUAAGGAAGCCAUUUUGUGAUAUCAUGGAACCGAAGUUUGAUUUUGCAAUGAAAUUCAAUGCAUUGGAGUUAGAUGACAGUGAUAUAGCUCUUUUUGUGGCUGCUAUAAUUUGUUGCGGAGAUCGCCCUGGCCUUGUAAACAUAAGGCACAUUGAAAAGAUGCAGGAAAGCAUUGUGCAUGUACUAAAACUUCACUUGCAGAACAACCAUCCUGAUGACAUCUUCCUUUUCCCAAAGCUUCUACAGAAAAUGGCCGACCUCCGACAGCUUGUCACAGAACAUGCUCAGCUUGUUCAGAUUAUCAAAAAGACUGAAUCUGACGCACACUUACAUCCUUUACUACAAGAAAUCUACAAGGAUAUGUACUAAGGCUGUUUUUUGUUUUGUUUUGUUUUUUGUUUUGUAUGACGUGAAAAUACAAAAGCAAUAGAUGGGAGCAAACUACUUUGCACACUUCUCUCUGUUGUGCUUUUGUUUCAAAGCAUUAGUGAGCUAAAAGGUAGGUAACUGCAAUAUCAUAUUUUUCUUGCCAGGAGUUAUUUUUAAGUACUUAAGAGAAACUGUAUAGUAUGUAUAAAAAAUGGCAAUAAGCUGUGAUUGACUUGAAAUUUGGGCAACAGUGGUAAUAUCAUUUAUAGUACAUCUGAACUUACUAACAACAUACACUUCUUCUGAAGUUUCUGCACUUUUAAGCCUUUCUCCCAUCAUCUUCAUUACUGUAAGAAAGCUAGGAGUUUGGGCCAGGAUCCAAAAGCUUUUAUGUGAUGUCCAUUAAAGCUUUAACAGUGUUUCUCCAA